CCCAUGACCGCAGUCUCCAUCGACGAGGGCCUGGAACUGCCCGCUGCUGUUUCGCACAGGCCGAUUGUGUGCUAUGGCGGACAGUAGGAUUUUGUGCUGCUGAAGCGCUUGAUGAUGGGAAUACAUCGCUGCUGUGAAGGCGCUCGCGAAACUUUAGCCAGCAGGCUGUCCGCUUGAAUUUGCAGCAUCGAAUUUGGACGUCAUUUCAGUGAGAACGAUUGGAGUAGGGUUCGUGGGGGCAUUUUCUUGUGUUCGUUUUGAAGCUUUUCAAGAGCCAGGGUUUUUGAUAGAGAGCGUGAAGGUAUGGGUUCUGAGGAGGAAAUGGACGACAUGCCAAUCUCGAAUCCGCUGCCGCCACCGCCCCGGCCACAGGGCAAGAAUAAUCGCAGGGAGAGCUUAGAUGCAGCUGCAGCUCGUGCCGAGAAUUUGUCCAAUGCUGAUUUUCGGAAGAUGGUGAUGGACACGCCGCGACGAGGGGAGGACAAACAGAAAGAGCGGCCUCGAGGUCGUCCGAGGCGUGCCGAGGAUGGUGCUGAUGGUGAGGUCGAUGGCGAGAAGCGGAAGGAGCGCAAAUUUCGUCCUAAGCCGAAAGAAGAGGAGAAUGCUGGCGAGGACGCCAAUCUACCGAGGUAUCGUGAUCGAGCUAAGGAGAGGCGGGAGGAUAUCAAUCCCGAUUAUGAUCACACAUCUGCUGAGCUUGGUUCAUUGCAUGCUUUGGGACCCCCGGGCACAGCUGACAUGAGGUUAACCGAUGCACACAGAAUUUCUAUCGAGAAUUCCAAGUUUCUUGGAGGUGAUGUUGAGCACACGCAUUUGGUGAAGGGGCUUGAUUUUGCUCUUCUGCACAAAGUUAGGAGUGAGAUUGACAAAGAACCUGAGAAUGAGGAUCCUGCUAGUCAGAGGCAGCAGAAAGAAGAUCAAACCAUGGCAUUUCGCACGGCUACUGCUAAGAUGGUGUAUCAAUGGAUUUGCAAGCCGCAGACAGUUAGUAAAGUCAAUUCAAUGUUUCUACCAGGACGUACAGCGUUUGUAUUCGACAUGGAUGGAGAAUUUGCACAUGACAUCCCUACUACUGUUCAUCGAAGUAAAGCAGAUUGUCCUCCUCCACAGGAAACAGUCACAGUGGGUGUGGAUGGGACAGUGCUGGAACGCAUUGCAAAGAUCAUGACGUAUCUUCGUCUGGGUGCCGGGAAGCCCUUGAAAAAGAAGAAGAAAGACAAGGAAUCUAGAGCGAAAAGUGUAUCUCUGGGGGGUGAAACACCUUUACACGACGGGGAGAGAGGCGCUACUAACGGGACAGCAAAUAGGUCCCAUGAGUGGGAGAACCUCCCACCACCUCCCCCCCUUCCACCUCGCAGGUUUGGUGAAAUGAGGGAAUCAAUUAGUAUAGAUCAGGCUGCUGUUAGCAAUCUUCCACUUCCUCCUCCACCUCCACAUCCACCUUCUAGGGAUGAUGAUAUUUUCGAAGGUGUAGGGACUGAUUAUGUGCCAACAGUACGAGACAACGACAGCCCCAAGUCUGAGGAUAUGGAGGAGUCUCCUGGUCGGGAUAAUGAACGACCUUACUUUGGUGAACAUUAUGGUCCCAUGCCACCUUCUCAAGACUUGAAUCCAAUCUGGCAGCAUCAAGUAUGUAUAGCUUUCUUUCUCUUGGCCACCUAUGAUGCUUCUGUUCAAGGACCAGCAAUGCCGUAUGCAUCAGGAGAAUGGACUGAGUAUCCACAACCUCCUCCAGAACAAUAUGCAGGACCAUGGCAACCUGAGCAGUAUCCUGGAUAUAUGGAACAUUAUCCAACUGCAGCCGUUGCAAAUCCGGAGGUUCAAGGAGAUCCACACUUGAUGACGCAAGAAGAGAAAGACAGGGGGCUUGGGUCUGUCUUCAAGCGUGAUGAUCAGCGGUUGCAGCAACGUAGAGAACGUGAUGUUCGUGAGAAGGACCCCAAUUUUAUCUCAGAGAGCUAUUCUGAAUGUUACCCUGGAUAUCAAGAGUACAACCGUGAAAUUGUGGGCAGUGACGAUGACGAAGAUCUGACCAAGAUGGAUAUGGGUGGCAGAGCCAAAGGAAGGUUGCAUCGUUGGGAUUUCGAGUCUGAGGAUGAUUGGGCUAAAUACAAUGAGCAAAAAGAAGCUAUGCCUAAAGCUGCAUUCCAGUUUGGAGUUAAAAUGCAGGAUGGCCGCAAAACACGAAAGCAAAACAAAGACCAGAAGCUUACCAAUGAGCUUCACAAAAUCAAUAAGAUAUUGGAUCGCAGAAAGACUGGUAAAGGUGGUGGGUAUGAGAAUGACGAUCGGGGGGGUUACGAAGAGGAGGGCACUCCUGCGAAGCGUUCCCGAGCUUAAGUACUUUUGCAACAUCCUAUAUCGUAGUUCUUGCAGGAGUUCUGAUUUUUGUUUAGACUUGCUUCAGUAUUUAGAUCACUGCAGUUGUCAGUAAAUAUUGUACCCAGCUAUUUGACAUCUUUGAAUGUUAAAAUAUAGUAAUAAUAAAAAUUUCCAUUAAAUUUGUUUGAUAA
This is a messenger RNA of Physcomitrium patens, 2513 nucleotides long. Lineage: Eukaryota; Viridiplantae; Streptophyta; Bryopsida; Funariales; Funariaceae. The record is from RefSeq and is a predicted model, not a curated record.